UGCUGAGGACUGAGGCACAUGCCUAUUUUCAGUUACUUUGGUUGCUUGGGUUUUAACCUUAUGUUUGCUUCUCUGUCACCGGUGGUUUGAUCCCAGAGACAAGUUGCAGGGAUGGCUACGCUUCACCUCACAAACCCUAAUCAGUUAUUUUCAUCUUCUUCGGUUACUGUUGGGUUUCGUCAGAUGAUGCUCUCCCGUGAUGGUCUCCAUAUUGCUGCUGCUCCGAGUGUUCGUCGAAGAAGCUCACGGAGUAGAAGCAACUGUGGUAUCUUCUGUUCUUCUUCUGCCUUCCCUCCCACGGAGUCAGCUAAGAUUAAGGUAGUGGGUAUUGGUGGUGGAGGAAAUAAUGCUGUUAAUCGCAUGAUUGGAAGCGGAUUGCUGGGUGUUGAGUUCUAUGCCAUAAACACGGAUGCUCAGGCUCUAUUACAAUCUUCUGCAGAGAACCUUCUUCAAAUUGGCGAGCAAUUGACUCGUGGACUAGGUACAGGUGGUAAUCCUCUUGUGGGAGAACAAGCUGCAGAGGAAUCAAAGGAAGCAAUAGCAAAUGCUCUCAAGGGCUCAGAUCUUGUGUUUAUUACAUCAGGUAUGGGUGGGGGUACUGGUUCUGGUGCUGCUCCUGUUGUUGCCCAGAUAUCAAAGGAAGCAGGUUAUUUGACCGUUGGUGUGGUUACCUACCCUUUUAGCUUUGAAGGACGUAAGAGAUCUGUUCAGGCAUUGGACGCUAUUGAAAAAUUACAAAGAAAUGUUGAUACUCUUAUAGUAAUUCCCAACGACCGUCUAUUGGAUAUUGCUGAUGAACAGAUGCCCCUUCAGGAUGCUUUCCUUUUCGCUGAUGAUGUUCUACGCCAAGGAGUCCAAGGGAUUUCUGACAUUAUCACAAUACCUGGACUGGUGAAUGUGGAUUUUGCAGAUGUCAAGGCGGUCAUGAAGGACUCUGGAACUGCAAUGCUUGGAGUGGGGGUUUCUUCCAGCAAGAAUCGUGCUGAAGAAGCAGCUGAGCAAGCAAUUUUAGCUCCUCUGUUUGGAUCAUCAAUACAAUCUGCUACAGGAGUUGUGUAUAAUAUCACUGGAGGGAAGGACAUAACCUUGCAAGAAGUAAAUAGAGUAUCUCAGGUAGUUACUAGUUUGGCAGAUCCUUCAGCGAACAUAAUAUUUGGGGCGGUGGUGGAUGACCGCUACAAAGGUGAAAUCCAUGUGACAAUUAUUGCAACCGGCUUCUCACAGUCAUUUCAGAAGAUGCUAUUGACAGAUCCCAAGGCGGCCAAGUUGGUAGAGAAAGCAGCAGGGAGCCAAGAAAGCAAGUCCGGAUCUGCUUUCACUCAGCAGUCACCGGCUGCAGCAUCCAUUGUUAAAUCUUGGGCCUCACGAAGAUUGUUCUUCUAGCCUUCACUUCUUAGGAUAACUGAAUUUUAAUUUAUUUUUUCUUUCUUGGUUGUAAGAAGGUUUUCUGUGUCUUCUUUUUUCCCCUUUGUUGGGGUUGGGAGGUCUUCAAUCUCUUUGUCAUGUAAUGUUCUUGAAACCCUUUUUUGAUCAUGUACAUACCAUUUUGAGGUUCUCUCCUGGAGCUGAUUUCUUCUCAUCUUUUCUGUUUGUAAAAAGGAAAUUUAUAAAGCA
Molecule: messenger RNA, 1614 nt
Organism: Telopea speciosissima
Lineage: Eukaryota; Viridiplantae; Streptophyta; Magnoliopsida; Proteales; Proteaceae
Product: cell division protein FtsZ homolog 1, chloroplastic-like
Exons: 6
Coding region: 112-1383 (423 amino acids)
Biological process (GO): cell division; chloroplast fission; microtubule-based process
Cellular component (GO): cytoplasm; cell division site; chloroplast
Molecular function (GO): GTPase activity; GTP binding
Source: RefSeq, a predicted model, not a curated record